AUGAAUGACAACGCUGAAAUCGUUGACCCAACGUUGAUUAAUCCAAACGAUGUACUAUCCCACAAGGGCAAAGGGAAACAUGAAGGAAACCGCAUCCUUCGGGAGACCACUGCAGAAAGACACGCCGAGUAUAAUGAAGCUAGCUUGGAGAGAAAGAAAGAGAUUGUUGACGAAAUCGUAUUGGGCGUGGAUGGCAGAUUCUUGAAAUGGGAUUCGGAACAUCUACGGUACUUUGUUCUGACCAACGAGGAUGCGAAGACAAUUGUAAGAAAGCAAUUUGGCAAUUUGAGACACAGGGUCAAGGUUAGACAGUCUCGAGGAGAUUAUAAGCAAGAUCACAUCAUCCUUGAGUCUGAGAUGGAAUCAAUGUCUGCACACUUGGCCCAGGAUAUGGACGAGAUGUUUGAUGAUGAGGAGACGGUAGUAGAUGGCAACAAAGCUCUCCGGGACGAAGAUGACGAUCCGGCAAAAGAUAGGCUUAUGGCACUAUUGAACGACGAGGGAGGUGAACAACUCGCGCAAACCAUUCUGUCCAUUGUGAACAGUGUUGACAAAGAAGAAGAAGAAGCCACAUUAUCGAUAUCUAGCAG
This is a messenger RNA of Cylindrotheca closterium, 590 nucleotides long. The record is from the annotation of a GenBank genome assembly. Lineage: Eukaryota; Bacillariophyta; Bacillariophyceae; Bacillariales; Bacillariaceae.